Molecule: messenger RNA, 516 nt
Organism: Oikopleura dioica
Lineage: Eukaryota; Metazoa; Chordata; Appendicularia; Copelata; Oikopleuridae
Source: the annotation of a GenBank genome assembly
AUGAAAUUCGUCAAUUUGGCCGUCCUAACAACAACUUUUCAUUUUACUAACAGCCUGCCAUUGACAGACAUAGUUUUGGAAGAUCAGAAUGCUAUCUCAAAGAUUCCAGAAAUCACGAAGUUUGAAAUCUCAGAAAAUCUUGCAGACGAUGAUUCCCUCGUGGACAGAAGCCGUCGAAGUCUGAGACAUGACCGCAAACAUCGAAGAAGCAAGAAGGAAAGAAGACGCAAGGAGAAAGAGAAGAAAAAUAGACGAAGAAGACGAAACAAGGAUAAGCAGAGAAAGAAGCGAAAUAAACGGAAAAACAAAAAGGAUCGUCGACUAACAAGCAACGUCGGAUUCCACAAGCUCAAGAGCUGGUCCCUCAACCCAGCUCCGACGCACGACCGUAUCCGUAAGCACUUGUCUGACUUCUCCGAGCCGACAACGCGAUAUCGUCGCCCGCAAGUUCCCUGCUUCCGCGGUCUCGAUCGCCUGAGCAGCGGCGGCUUUGCGUGUGGGCUUUAUCUUUCGUAA